CUAGUUACAAAAAUCCAACAUGGCGUCCUGCCACAUCAAGAACAAUCUCGCCGCUUUGAGGCAGCUUCCUCGAGUUGCGUUGAACAACAUCAGGGAUUUACCGGAUGCUUUUAUUACGGUAGGUGCUUGUCUUAUUCUUGUUUGUUUAAUAUUCGAAAUGGUAGGCCAGAAUUGAAUAAACGUACCGCUAAAUUGAAGCGCUAUAAUAUGAUUCAUGGGCACCUUGCUAUUGCCAUAUAACUUAAUUUAUAAUUAUGGUAUGUUUAGAUUGCCUGUUUUAUUCUAUGAACGAUAGUGUGGAGACAGACAUAGAAGACACUUUUAAAAAAGGUCUUAUUUCUUCAGAAGAGAGCUCUACGAUUCAUGUAUUUUGCAAACAGAAACUAAGUGAUCGUGCCAUACUACCAAUAUUACUAAUAACCCGGCGUAUCCAAUCGAUGCAAAUCGAUGAUCGGAAAACCAAUCGAUCAAUCGAUAAAAUUAGUUAAUGGGUAUCGAUUGGUAUUGGUCAAUCAAUGAUCAAUUGAUGACCACACGAAAACAGUUCAUCAAUUGCUAUCGAUUGGCACAGCAACCUUGAACAGGCGUCACUCACGCUACCUGCCCGAUCAUCUGCCAUUUUUAGGAAGCCCUGGGGAUGAAAUUGGUAAAACAAUUCCGACCCAGUCUACUCAACACAAAGAAUAUACCUUGUUGCACAAAAGAGGUGUAAGAGUUGCCUCAAGCAACCCUAACCUCGUGAGUGUUCUCCAAACUUCUUAGAGUGCUUUAUAUCUUGACAUACGCACACGAAUCAUGAAUUACAAUAUGUAAAUUGGCUGCCACCGAGGACUAUCAUGUCUUCUAACCGGUCCUUAUAGCAUAAAAUUAAAUUUCAGUGCUGUCCAAUUAACCUUAUAAAAUAAAGGUGGCAGGGACCGCGGAGGGGGAGGGGCUGGUAGGCCCGCGGCCCCACCACUUUUUUGCGCCCCCUCCCCCACUUUUUGCGCUAAAAAGAAAAUUAAUUAAAAUAAAAAAAAGACUAGAAACAAGUUUUUUUCCGUCUAUAUUCCGCUAUAUUCUCUGUAUUUUCUUUAAUAUCAAACGCCAGGCAUUUUGUGGGGCUCCUGUGCUUUUCGCCGUAAUUGUGCCCUGGGGCCGACUUACCCCUUGAUCAAACGCCAUGCCUUGGCCACCCCUUCGCUUCGUUUGGCAGCGUGUUUUGUACUUCCAGCUCCGGCAGAGUUUUUUUUAUCAGUUUUAUCAAGACGAAAUGAAGAAAAUUACUAGCUUUUUCAAGCCAAACAAAGGUGAGUAGGUGUUUUGAGUUAAAAAAAAGUUUUAUAUUUUGUCUUUCUGAAAUAUUCGAUGGCAAGAAGAAUUACAUUACUUGAACAGCGAACGGCCAUAGUUAGAAAUUUUUCAGAUCACUUCAGUGCAGUAUUUGUAUACUAAAAUUGUAAUCGCGUCUUUUCUCACAUUGAAUCUGAACUGACCGUGGAUGUUGGUUGUUUAUUGGAGUUAUCUGGGACUUCGUCAAAGUCUGUAAGCUCUGCAGAAAAGUAUGCAAAGUCACGCGACAGAAACAAAUCAAAUACUAGGAUUUUAUUCCUUUUUUCGAUUUUCAAUAUGAAAAAAUUAUUUUCAAUUGUCAGCCCUCCCACUUUUCACCUUGCUCCGCGGUUUCUGGGUGGAGUAGGUGGGCGACUGUGUCAUUUUGUUUGGGAAGAAUUUGUUUUCAGGCCUAAUCUACUGUGAUCAAGAGCCAUUAUGCUCUUGACUGUGAUCAAAAAUAAUUGCUAUUUUUUGGGUGUACAUAUAGGGCUAUUAACUCGAUGUAAGAUUUGUUUCUCUCUUGGACUGUCUGCAAAUUAUUUUUCUCUAAAAUCAGUUAGCCUUUCCCUUAAAAGUCACAUGAAUGUGCCUUAAAGUUAACUGAAUUGUGGAUUACAAGUUUAUUUUGUUUGAUUUAAAUUAUAAAUUUAUUAAUGAGAGUUUCGCUUUUAGCCCUGGCUAAAUCAAUAUAUUACAUUUAUAAGUUGUUCAAUGUUAAACCUCAACUUCAACUUCAUUAAUUCUAUCCUAUAUUAAAAUUUAAUUUAACUCUUAUUUAAUAAAAGUUGUGAUAUUCUUUUGUCAUCAAUUCAAGUGAAAUAGAGCCUUACUUUAAUAGAUGCCCUGUAACAGCCAUGUUACAACCCUACAGACACCUCUGUCUAGAAUGUGGACACUUGGCUCUGUCCCUUUGGUGUCCGUAUUGAAGUGGUUUGACUGUAAUACAGACACCUCUGUCUAGAAUGUGGACACUUGGCUCUGUCCCUUUGGUGUCUGUAUUGAAGUGGUUUGACUGUAAUACAAACACCUCUGUCUAUAAUGUGGCCUCUUGGCUCUGUCCCUUUGGUGUCUGUAUUCAGGACAUUGGACUGCAACAUACACACCUGUAAUGUGGACACCUGGUCCAUUUUUCUUGUAAUCAUCACCCCCCCCCCCCCCCCCCCCCCCCCCUCCCCCCCCCCGCACCACCCCACCACACCACACACGCGAAGGUACUUUUUUUUUUUUUUUUUUGUUUUUUUUUUUUUUUAUAACAUAAAAAAAAAAAAAAACAAAAAAAUAUAAAAAAAAAAAACAAAACAUAAAAAAAAAUACAAAACAAAACCAAACCCACUUUCUUUCUCUAUCCUUAUUCUCGAAUGCAUUUUUUAUGAACAUUCAAAAAUGAAACCUCCUUGUAAGUGCUCUGUGCUCUGGUAUGAUGCUACAGUCAAACCUUGGAAGGGGGGGGGGGGGGGGUUUCAAAAAAAAAGGGCCCGGGGGCCCCAAUACAAGGGGGGUUUGUUGAAGGCCAAUGCCCUGAAAAAAAAAAACAAGGGGAAAGAGCCAAAAGCCCCCCUUUAAUAAAAAGUGGUUUGUUUUGAGAUAAACCACCCUUAUUGUGGCCCCCGUGUCCUUUUUUUUUUACAUCCCCCCCCCCCCCCCUUCCAAGGUUUGACUGUAGCAUCAUACCAGAGCACAGAGCACUUACAAGGAGGUUUCAUUUUUGAAUGUUCAUGCCAUGUGAUUAUUUAAACCACAGGAUCAAAGGUACAUGUAAGAAUUACAUUACGAAAAGUCUCUAUAACUGACUAUGGAGAAUUACACUCCCAAGCCUUCCUUUUUGUUCCAGCCUGUGGGACGAAUAGUUGCCUGGUACCAGGCUCCACGCACUCGGCUCGCUUCACUCGCCCAUUUUUUGUGCCAUUUCACUCCAUUUUUUGCCAUUUUUUCCUCACAUCAGAGUCUGGUACCAAGCUAUACAAAAAGGGAACAGAAGUUCACAAGAAUUUGACCCUUAAAUGAGUUGUAGAGAUAAAAUUAUAACUUAUUGGGGACUUUAAGAUCCAAUGUUGCAACGGCAAUGAGAACAUCGCUUAAACACUGAAUUUGUGUUCUUUCAGUCUGUAUCUGUCUGUAAUUAUUCCUACCCACUUUGUCAAAUGUAGACGAACCCUCCUGGAGUUGAAUUCCUAGGGACCAUAUCCAAGUUCAGAAAGAAAAAUAAAAUUUUGUUGUUGCUUGUUUACAUACUCCUUAAAAUGUGAAAUUAGGUAAUUUCAUGUCGUAGUUGUGCAAAAAUGGGCAAAGAAAUGUAAAAGUGUGAUGCAUGAGCAAAGUUGUUUUGCUUAUAAAACCUUUUUUUUUUACAUUCUCGUUGCUGUCUGCGUCAUUGGAUCUUAAAGUCGCUAUUUUAUAUCCCACAAAUUACUGUAGAAUUGUCGGCGUCAAUAUGUUUAACUUACGAGAAGCUAUACUGUUUGAUAGAAACAACGGAAAGGGCGUGGUCCCGGAUCAGGAAGGGGCAAAACAAGUGGACGUGGCCACAAAGGACAAGGUCAGAGGAACACCAAACCCAGGCUUGGGUUUGAAGGUGGAAACACCCCAUUCUAUCUUGCAGUACCCAAGCAUGGGUUCAAAAAUACGUAAGUAAAGUUGAAAUCACAUUGCUUGUUGUUUUAUUUAAAAGCUUCCUCAAAAGGCCUGGAACACCCAAGAGCAAGCUCCAAAAUGAGGUCCAAUUUUAAUGAAAAGGCCAAUCAAAAAUAAAACAAAUGGUGGGGAUAAACAUUGUGAUAUUUUGCAUUUUUGUAUCAACUUUAUGUUUGGUAUGCGAAAAGUGGUCAAAAGUGACUGUUCCAGAUUAUGACAAAACUAUUUUUACAAAACUGAUAAGGCAAAAUAUGUAAUAUGCUGUCUUUAGCAGCCUUUUUCAUUAAGUCUGAGGGUGUGUUCCUUUGGGAUAACCUGGAUCAGGAUUGAAUCAAGAUCUCUUGGAUCAUGCUGUGUUUAAUUUUCUGCUACAGUCACCUGUGAUCAGGCAAUUCUUUUCAGGACUGACACAGGUAUGGAUGCAACUUAAUGUGUUAGGUUUGGGUUUAGGGUUCAAGUCACAGAACUUACAAAUGAAAGUCACUCUUGCUCACCUACAAUUAAACCAUUGCUUUAAUCAUGGAGUAUGAAAGGAAACCCUAAAUUCAAUCUGGACUACAGUGUAGGGUUUAUUGGUGCCUUUGAGCUGAGUGAUCAUGGUUCGUAAACCGUGAUCUGAAUCAUUCCAAAGGAAUGCACCAUAAAAAAUAACAAACAGGACUGUCAGGCAGCAGCCAGCAAAAAUCACAACCAAGCCUUUGCCAGCUGCUCUGGUAGGCUAAUAUUUCUCUGAUUUUUUAGUACAAGAUGGCAAAAUCAGCUAACUAUUUCACCAACAAGUGUCAUGCAUAUUUCAAAACUUUCUUACAACCUUUUACCUGUAACUUGUCUUUUGACCUGUAGGAAACAAAAGUUCUUUUCACCUUUGAAUUUGAACCGGCUUCAGUUCUUCAUCGACAGUGGGCGCCUUAAUCCUAAAGAACCUAUUACAAUGUAUCACCUUUGGAGAUCAGGUGCAGUGGGUGGAAGAAUAAAGGAUGGGGUCAAGUUGCUUGGAACGGUAAGUCCUCCUUAUUUUUCUUGUACUGCCACCUGGUGAACCCAUAAUUUGGAAGAGUGCCAGUCUGCUGAGUGGGAGGUCGUGAUUUUAAACCUCCUUACAUGAUAUUAGCCAAACCUAACAUUGAUGAGCAAGAACAAUAGAUUUUGCUCACUAGCAUUAGGAUUAGCUCAUGUGAAGGUUCAGGGUUUUGACGUAAGCCUCAAAGUGUAUUAUUUUUUCUAAAUUUUUAACCUUUAAGCGCUUCACUAGCUGAGUGGAGGGGUUACUUUGGCCAAUGUAUUGAUGACCGAAUUUUGUCCCUGUGCACAUUUAAGAUUUUUAAACAGUAUUGUUUAUCCAUUUUUUAUUGCUGUUGUUGUUUCUCUAUUGUUCGGCUUUUUACCGUUUGUUGAAGCAAUAAAAAUUAAAAAUUUCAAUGCAGGGCACUAGAUUUAAAUAUUCAAAAUGUUAGAGAUAUUCACUUACAAGUAAACACUUUUCCUUGAAGUAGAAGGAACAUGAAAUUCUUCACUGUACACUGAUUGCACUGAGUAUGUGAAUUGUUCAUUCUAUUAUCGCUUGCGAUUAAUUGCUGUUAAACUCACAUCAAUCACUUAAGGUGCUUACCAAAUGUCAAAACUGGCUGGCUAGACCAAUCAAUUUGAAAAUGAAAUGGGCCUUUCUGGAGAGUCCUCCAUUUAAUCCAGAACUUUAUGCGUACUAUUUAUGAGUUGACUGAUCUGGCCGGACAUCCCUGAUUAAACAUUAAUGAAAUUCUCUUUACGACUGGACCAGAGGCGACUGAACUGGUCUGGCGGACCAGUUCUGCCUAACGGUAAGCGUGAGCUAGAACAAGUCGUUGAUUACUCAUUAUAAAAUCACCAUGUCAAUAGGUUUGCCUUAUCUCUAGCAUGUAGUUUAGCGGGAAGUGGACUUUUGGCGUUCUUGUGUAGUGGUUUUGCCCACAUUUUUCGGGCAAUUUGUCGCUGUAAGAGUAGACACUUAGCGAUAAAAAUUUAGUAGCGUCAAGGCAUAACAAAAGGGAAAAUGCCUUACGUCCGGUUGGCGUCCGUUGCUCAAAACCUUCUUUGCUUAAGCUCCCUUUGAAACAUGUUCCUUGGACCUUUUUGAGUCUUAUAAGCAGCUGGGUAGACACUUUUCCUUCGGACAAGCACUAAAUUAAAGUUGGUUGUCCGAAACCCAAGAGUUCUUGUCCAAAAGUUUUGCUCGAAACUCGGGCAUUUAAUGAUCUUCUCUUGAUCCACUUUAUUCUUUGCUAGCAUCCCAGAUAUUUUCUUUUCUCGGUUGCUUUGAAAGAAAAACUAACAAUGAAGACUAUACUUUUUGGACUUUUUGUGAUUCCACCAUUAUAUCAACUCAAAUUUUGAGCCAAGGAAUGAGUUACGUCUUAACAGAAGAAACUUUUUAUUAUUAAUUUGAAGUCAAUUUUCAACUGUUUCAGUAUUUUUUUGUAAUUAAAAAUGUACUUGUCCCACGGACAAGUCAUGUGAAAGGUUUACAUGUCCGAACUAAAUUCUACCUGUCCUGGACGAUCGGACGCACCCUGAGGUUAUUGCGAGCGUUCAGGUUUGUAAAGGACUAAUUAUCUGAGUUAUUAAGUUUUGCAUUUCCUGGUUUUUUUGUAGGGGAAGACCUGGUUCCAGACAAACGUUGAUAUAGAAGUCAGCCAAGCUUCAAAAACUGCAAUAGAAGCUAUUGAAAAACAAGGAGGAAAAAUCACUUGCGCACAUUAUAACCGACUGGGACUACGUGUUUUGCUUAAGCCGGAGAAAUUUGAAGGACGGCCAAUUCCAAGACGAGCACGCCCACCGAACAAGCUAAUGGAAUAUUAUACCAACCCAAAAAACAGAGGAUAUCUUGCGGAUCCUGCUGAACUUGAAAAAGCCAGAAAUGCAAACAGGCUUCAUAACGAAGUGGACUGAGAUUAGCUUCCGUGUGUUGUAAGGGGUGAAACAAUGCACACUGAUCUUAAGAAUUAAAAUUCUGUUUUUAU
Messenger RNA from Porites evermanni, 6941 nucleotides. The record is from the annotation of a GenBank genome assembly. Lineage: Eukaryota; Metazoa; Cnidaria; Anthozoa; Scleractinia; Poritidae.